AUGAGGAGGCUCCACUUCUGCAGCCCUGAGGGUGCUUUUAACCGGACUCCUUUGUAUCGUGCUGCCUUUGCGGGCCACCUAGCAGCAGUGGAGCUGCUUCUCCAGCAUGGGGCUGACCCUCGACUCUAUGCUGAUGACGGCAACACCCCAGAGCAGAUUGCUUCCCUGGACAGCUUGGUGGCUGUGCUGAACUCCUGGGACAUCCGCCUGACAGAGUCCAUGCUCCAGAAGAUGGAGGCGGAAGAGCAGCGAAGGGUGCAGCAAGACAAGAAGCAAAAAGAAGCAGAGACCCGACGGAUGACAGAGGAGGUAGAGCAGCUGGCCAAGGAGCACGAGAGAUGCAGCAAGGAGCUGCAGCAGGCCUACUGCGAGCUGAACCGGAGGAUCACAGAGCACGACAAGUGCCAGCGGAAGCAGAUGGACAACGCCGAGAUCACCCUCCAUGCCAUUGCAGACGCAGAAUCCCUGGUGCAGAGGCUGCGCGUGGCUGCUGAAGAUGCUGAGGAGAAGGUCUCCCUGGCCCGGCUGAAGCUGCGGGAGCAGAUGCAGGAAGGGUCAGCAGCAGAGUUCCAGGGCCUGAAGUGCUCUGUGCAGGAGCUGGAUGACGUGCUCUUGAAAGACGUGGGUGGGAAAAUCCAUGCAGAUGGACGGUGGCCACUGAUCAUUGACCCUUCUGGGCAGGCAGCCAUCUUCCUGCGCUAUCGGGACACCAACUUUCUGAACACAGUGAACCCCAGCGACAUGGCUGAGGAGACCAUUCGCCUGGCAUUGCUGGGCUCUCUGCGAUAUGGGAAGCCCCUUGUCUUUGACAUGAUGGAGGUGAACAUGUUUGACACAGUGAAGAAGCAGCUGGAACGGCUUAAACCAGGCUUGGCAGAGGCACUGCUGGACAAGAAGAUCCUACAGAAUGAGAGGUAUCUUUCCCUACGGAGGCCAACAGAUGGGCCUGAAUAUGCAGAGACAGAGUUUCAAGCAGCUCGAAUAGAAAAAUUCAAACUCUUCAUUGUAACUAAACAGCAGCAUCCUCCUGAAGAGAUGCUGCAGCGGCUCCUUCCAAUCCAGGUCACCCUGUCUCGGUAGGCAAUGCACUGCAGGCGGCCUCAUCCAGUGCUGGACAUUAAAGGAAAACCUGAGCAGUG
Lacerta agilis (Sand lizard) is the source of this 1139-nucleotide messenger RNA. It is a transcript of the gene IQANK1, whose product is annotated as IQ motif and ankyrin repeat containing 1. The coding region runs from base 1 to 1080 and encodes 359 amino acids. NCBI's taxonomy places the organism in Eukaryota, Metazoa, Chordata, Lepidosauria, Squamata, Lacertidae. Gene Ontology annotation, cellular component: nucleus; cytoplasm. Gene Ontology annotation, molecular function: protein binding. The record is from RefSeq and is a predicted model, not a curated record. Gene Ontology annotation, biological process: regulation of barbed-end actin filament capping. The transcript has 10 exons.